Messenger RNA from Melospiza georgiana, 2419 nucleotides. It is a transcript of the gene WDSUB1, whose product is annotated as WD repeat, sterile alpha motif and U-box domain containing 1. The record is from RefSeq and is a predicted model, not a curated record. Gene Ontology annotation, biological process: protein ubiquitination. Gene Ontology annotation, molecular function: protein binding; ubiquitin-protein transferase activity. NCBI's taxonomy places the organism in Eukaryota, Metazoa, Chordata, Aves, Passeriformes, Passerellidae. Bases 635 to 2056 code for a protein of 473 amino acids. The transcript is spliced from 11 exons.
GGCGCGGGCGGGAUCCCCUCACGGCCGGCCGGGGGCCGUGACUGGCGGCCGCGGGGACAUCGCGCAGCCGGGCACGGUCUCGUUUACCCGACACGUGCCACUGGAGCUCGGGGCGACUCCGCCGCCCUUCCUAGCGCGUAGCGCGUCCCGGCCGCGCUGCCGGCGCCAUGGGUUGGGUGGGGCUAGGCUGCAGGAAAGAGCAGUAGGGAAGUGGCUGCCAGCCGUGUCGAGAAUUGCUGCAGCUGUUCCCGUGGGCCCGUGCUGCUGGUUUGUGGAUUAUGAGAAAAAAUACGUAAUUGCAGAGAUGAUGCUGUGGUGCUGAACAUUUCUCUGGUGACGAAUGCUCCCGCUGCUCCUAGCUCCCUCAGUCGAUUUAUUGAUACUGAAGCCUCUUGUUCUUAGGUUUGCUUUUCUGCAGUGAGCUCCUGAAAGUCUCCUGACAGUGAGAUCAAGGUGCCUUUUACAGCUCAUCUUUCCAGAUGUUAAGUUUUCUCUGACCUCGUCAGAGGUUUCUCGUAGUUGAGGAAAAUACGUAUUUUCUUUCUGCAGCUAUGUUAUUGAUACUUCUUCACUUGUUUAAUGGUUUUAGAGUGGUAGUAAAACUGAGCAUCCUGAAGCUAAAAUUUUUUUUCAAAUGGCGACAUUAAUUCACACUUUAUCAGAUCAUAGCGAUGAUGUCAGUUACUGUGCCUUCUCAUCAUCGUGCUUGGCUACUUGUUCCUUGGACAAAACAAUCCGCGUUUAUUCUUUGAGCGACUUUGCGGAGCUGCCGUACUCGCCUUUGGAAGGGCACGCGUACGCCGUGCACUGCUGCUGCUUCUCGCCGUCGGGGCGGCUGCUGGCCUCGUGCUCCACGGACGGCAGCUCGGCGCUGUGGGACACGCGCGACGGCCGCAGGCUGGCCGUGCUCCCGCAGCCCGGGGCCAGCCCCGUCCGGGUCUGCCGCUUCUCUCCGCAGGGCCCCUACCUGCUGGCGGGAGCGGCGGACGGCAGCGCCGUGCUUUGGAACGUGCGGUCCAUGCAGCUCUACCGAUCUGGGAAAGUUAAAGAUGGUUCUUUGAUGGCUUGUGCAUUUUCUCCCGAUGGAAACUGCUUUGUCACUGGAUCAUCUAGUGGUGAUUUAACCAUUUGGGAUGAUAAAAUGAGAUGCCUGUAUAAUGAAAAAGCACAUGAUCUCGGUGUUACCUGCUGUGAUAUUUCUUCACAUCCAGUAUCUGUUAGUGAAAAUGGAUUCAAAUACUUCCAGAUGGCUUCCUGCGGACAAGAUAAUCAUAUCAAACUCUGGCUUAUUUUGUUUGCAGAUUUCUCAGGUGUUCAGUUAAAAUAUAAAUGCACACUGAAUGGGCACUCUGCCCCAGUUCUGGCUUGUGCAUUUUCAUGUGACGGACAGAUGGUAGUCUCGGGGUCUGUGGACAAGUGCGUCAUAAUCUAUGAAACUAGUACUGGCAAUACCCUUCAUACUUUGUCUCAGCAUACAAGAUACGUUACAACUUGUGCUUUUGCACCACGUAGUCCUUUACUUGCCACAGGCUCAAUGGAUAAAACUGUGCACAUAUGGCAGCUUGACCUUAAACAACCCUGUGCAGGAGGUACUGUAGAAAAUGAAUCAAAGGUGGCUGUUGAGGACUGGUCAGAGGAUGAUGUUUCAGCCUGGCUCUGUGCACAGGAUUUAGCAGACUUUGUUGGACUUUUCAAAAUGAAUAAUAUUGAUGGCAAGGAACUGCUGAAUCUUACUAAGGAAAGUCUUGCUAAUGAAUUAAAAAUUGAGUCUCUUGGCCUGCGCAGUAAAGUUCUCCAGAAAAUUGAAGAACUGAGGAUGACAAUGACCUCAGUUUCUGUUCCUGAUGAGUUCCUGUGUCCUAUAACAAGAGAGCUUAUGAAAGAUCCUGUCAUUGCCACAGAUGGCUAUUCCUAUGAAAGGGAAGCAAUGGAAAACUGGAUCAGCAACAGACGCUCUAGUCCCAUGACGAAUCUUCCUCUGCACUCUCUUACGCUCAUACCAAAUAGAACACUAAAAAUGGCCAUUAGUCGCUGGCUAGAGACUCAGCAGAAAUAGUUAAACCACUUAAUCUUGAAAUUGUUUGUUAAAAUUAAUUGAAAUUUUAUGCAGCUGGAGGAAUUAACUGUAUCAGAAACAAAUGGAAAGCAAAACUUGUAUUUCUCUUCUAUCUGUGGCUGGUUCAACCUUCACUGGUGGAAGCUCCCGGAACACCUUUUAAGUUCCUGGUAGUUCUGCUUUGUGGUAUUUCUGUUUAAGAAUCAAGUACUCAAACUCAGUUUUUCAAAUAAAAUUUUCUUAUACUUUUUACUACGUUUAUGAGGUUUGAGUGUUCAUCUUGCCAAGUCAGUCUUUCAGAAGGUAAGAAAUAGCAAAGUACAGGAUCUGUAUUUCUUUUUCUACUCUAACAAACCAAAAUGU